Molecule: messenger RNA, 1288 nt
Organism: Suillus subalutaceus
Lineage: Eukaryota; Fungi; Basidiomycota; Agaricomycetes; Boletales; Suillaceae
Product: ketopantoate hydroxymethyltransferase
Exons: 3
Coding region: 159-1205 (348 amino acids)
Biological process (GO): pantothenate biosynthetic process
Cellular component (GO): mitochondrion
Molecular function (GO): magnesium ion binding; 3-methyl-2-oxobutanoate hydroxymethyltransferase activity
Source: RefSeq, a predicted model, not a curated record
AAAAACCUUGACAUGCACCAGGGCAGAUCCGUUAGGAAUUCACGCUCGUGUGCACACGGAUUAUCAAUCAAAACGAUGGUCUGAUAUCCUAUAUUAGUUCACAGCAGACUCCAGCAAUUAUUGGGUCCCAUUUAUCAAUCAUAUACGAGACAUUUAUCAUGCAUGCACAGAUGUUAUUCUCUGCGUCUCGUACUCGUAUAACUGCCUCGAUCUCCCGCUGCAAAAACCUUGGCCAGCGGUGUAUGAGCGUCCGCCCAUUAAAAUAUGAGCAUCUCACAAACACACCUGGUGAAUCUUCCCCACAGAAACCGCCUCCCCGCAAAAAGGUAACUAUCGCCUCUCUACAUGCCCUCCGUCAAGAACGCACCCCGAUCACUGUGCUCACAGCAUAUGAUUAUCCCACUGCGCGCGCUGCAUCCACGCACGGAAUUGAUAUCACUCUUGUCGGUGACAGCCUAGCGCAGGUCUGCCUAGGCUAUUCCAGCACCACUUCGCUCACUCUUGAUGAAAUGCUUCACCAUUGCCGCGCCGUCGCCCGGGGAACAUCCGCACCACUUCUUGUCGCAGACAUGCCGUUCGGAAGCUUUUACGCCGGGAAAGAAGACACGGUUCGAGCAGCCGUCCGCAUGCUCCAGGAGGGAAACGUGGAAGCCGUGAAACUAGAGGGAGGGAGUGAGAUCGCUGGACGUGUGCAAGCACUCACGAGUAUCGGAAUUCCCGUAAUGGCCCAUGUAGGGUUGCUACCACAGCGUCACACCGCGCUCUCCGGGUACCGGGUCCAGGGGCGCACUGCGCAGUCUGGUAGAUCGAUUUUGCACUCGGCCCUCGCUUUAGAGGAGGCAGGAGCAUUCUCCAUUGUUCUCGAGGCCAUCCCUUCCUCUCUUGCUGCAUACAUUACGUCGCGGUUGAAGGUGCCCACUAUUGGCAUCGGUGCAGGCCCGGGUUGCAGUGGGCAGGUGCUUGUGUGGGACGACGUAAUGGGGACAUGGGCGGGGCACAAAGCAAAAUUUGUGAGACGGUUUGGGGAUGUUAAGAGCGAAGUCGAACGAGGUGUUAAGGCAUAUGCUAGUGCUGUUAGAGAUGGUAGCUUCCCUCAACACGAGAAGGAGGGUUAUGGGAUGGAUGACGGAGAGAUCGAGAAGCUAUUGGAGAUGGAAGGUGACCGGGAGUGGAUGUGGAGCCCUCCGAAACUGAUGACAAACUGACCAGCUGACCAGAUGCUUCAAUGUUUGUAGCCAUGCAACUGUCAUUAAUUGGAAUCCCGAGGUGCAGGUACUAUGCUGUACUA